Molecule: messenger RNA, 1695 nt
Organism: Caenorhabditis bovis
Lineage: Eukaryota; Metazoa; Nematoda; Chromadorea; Rhabditida; Rhabditidae
Source: the annotation of a GenBank genome assembly
AUGCUUUAUACGGUACUCAAUCUUCUAGCUCAAAUAUAUUGCAAUGGACCGAUUCUACAAUCCGUUCAGGACUCGCACAUGUUCCCCGAUUCGAAACAUUUCGUCGACAUGUCGCUCAAAUAUGAUCCGAUAACAACGCUACGCCAUUUUGAUGAUCUCGGCGAUAGCGCAUCGGAUGUUGGAGUUCUCACGGAGUUUGUCAAUUCGCACUUUAAUCCGCCAGGAACCGAGCUCAUCGAAUGGUUCCCAACUGACUGGGUGGAUUUCCCAUCCAAUUUUCUCAAUAUCCAUGAUUAUCACCAUCGUAGAUGGGCUCUUCAUCUUCACAGAAUUUGGAAGGAUUUGUGCAGAAGGGUUCGAGAUGACGUUCGAGUCAAUCAGGAUCGUUAUUCCCUAUUAUACGUCCCUCAUCCUUUCAUUAUUCCUGGUGGCCGAUUCCGAGAAUUCUAUUAUUGGGAUUCAUUCUGGAUUCUCAAAGGUCUCAUAUUCUCAGAAAUGUAUGAAACUGCUCGUGGUGUCAUUAAAAAUCUCGCGUAUAUGGUUGAUAACCACGGAUUCGUGCCGAACGGUGGAAGGGUCUACUAUUUGACAAGAUCUCAGCCGCCGCUUCUUAUUCCGAUGGCAUAUGACUAUUAUUUGAGUACCGGUGAUCUCGAAUUCAUAUUGCAAAUUCUACCAACACUUGAGAAAGAGUACGAGUUUUGGGUGAAGAACCGAUGUGAAUGGUUCAAGGAUAAAGAUGGAAAUGAGGUUUUCCCUUAUUAUCAGUACAAAGCGAAACUCAAAGUUCCACGUCCGGAAUCUUAUCGAGAAGAUCGAGAAUUGGCUGAGAAGCUGACUAGUGAAGAGGAGAAGAUUCGCAUGUGGUCCGAAGUGGCGUCGGCAGCUGAAACUGGAUGGGACUUUUCGACUCGCUGGUUCUCGCAGGAUGGUGAUGAGAGGCAUAAGAUGAAGACUAUUAGAACUUGGAGCAUUGUUCCUGUUGAUCUCAAUGCGUUUCUUUGUGCGAAUGCGAGAACUCUUGCGAGUCUUUAUGAGAUUUCGGGAGAUUUCGAAAAAGUGAAAAUUUAUGAGAAGAGAUACGAAUGGGCGAAACGUGAAAUGCGUGAACUUCAUUGGAAUGAAACUGAUGGUAUAUGGUACGAUUAUGAUGUCGAGCGGAAGAAACAUUCGAAUAUUUAUUAUGUCUCAAAUGCGGUUCCGCUUUAUGCGAAAUGUUUUGAUGAUGACGAUGUUAUUCCGCAUAGAGUUCACGAUUAUUUGGAGAGAGAAGGUGUGAUGAAAUUCAAAAAAGGGCUGCCAACGUCUCUUGCGAUGGGAAGUGAACAGCAAUGGGAUAAGGAGAACGCGUGGCCGCCAAUGAUUCACAUGGUUAUUGAGGGAUUCCGGACGACCGGCGAUCCGAAGCUCAUGCAGGUCGCUCAGCGGAUGGCGACCUCUUGGCUGACUGUCAAUUAUCAAUCGUUCAUUCGAACUCAUGCGAUGUUUGAGAAGUAUAAUGUGACACUUCAUACCGAUGAGCCGUCUGCAGGAGGUGGUGGAGAAUAUGAAGUUCAGACUGGCUUUGGGUGGACGAAUGGCGUUAUUCUUGAUCUUCUUGACAAGUACGGUGAUCAGUUUUCGAGUUCACCUGCCAGGGCCACAAAUAAAUAUACCUUCAUCGUCCUCUCUGCAAUAUUUUUCUAUUUUUGGUAA